AUGUGGCGCUGCCCAGCGGGACUUCAGCCCACCCCGACCCGCUCCCACCGGCUACCGGCCCUCCAUGCUGCCGUCCCGCGGCCUGAGGACCGACUAGCACGUGGAGCAGAUCCAGAGCAAAGGCUGUGCAGUCUGGGUCACAGUAGGUUCAGGCAGCCUCUGAAGGCCGUUGGCUGGUAUGUGGUCUGGCAGCUCUUCCUGUCCAAGUUCAAGUUCCUGCUGAGCGUCCCGCCGGCGCCACGCGGGGCCGAAGCCGCACCGCUCGUCACCGGCCAGACGCCGCCUCCUAGCCGCCAUGUUGCGAGCCGUGGCCGCACUCGGACUCCCGCCGCUGUGAGAAGGAAGGCCUCCUCGCUCUGCGUUCAGGCGCCUCCAGGAGGAACCGGACUGAAGCCACUUCCUGGACCAGACUGUCAGAGGAGGCCCGACCCCGAAAGCCGGGCCUGGGACCUGAAUCCGGGCCUCCUGUGGCCCUGA
Molecule: messenger RNA, 477 nt
Organism: Menidia menidia (Atlantic silverside)
Lineage: Eukaryota; Metazoa; Chordata; Actinopteri; Atheriniformes; Atherinopsidae
Source: the annotation of a GenBank genome assembly